Egretta garzetta (little egret) is the source of this 3578-nucleotide messenger RNA. RefSeq names its product protein phosphatase 4 regulatory subunit 3A (gene PPP4R3A). Gene Ontology annotation, cellular component: protein phosphatase 4 complex; nucleoplasm. Gene Ontology annotation, molecular function: protein phosphatase activator activity. The record is from RefSeq and is a predicted model, not a curated record. The transcript has 18 exons. Gene Ontology annotation, biological process: DNA damage response; protein dephosphorylation. The coding region runs from base 527 to 3280 and encodes 917 amino acids. NCBI's taxonomy places the organism in Eukaryota, Metazoa, Chordata, Aves, Pelecaniformes, Ardeidae.
UCUCCCUGCUUCGCCCGGGCCUCGCCAGCCUCCCGCCUGCUUCCCUCGCCAGGGCCCCGGGUCUCCAGGUCGCCUGCUCCUGUCACCCCGGGCCGGCUGCCUGUAGCCGCCCGUGCCAUCUGCUGUCCGCUGCUGCUUCCACUCCCGUGGAUCCACUUCUCCUCCUGGAUCCCUUCUUCACCGCCUCUCGUGCCCUUCGCCCUGCUAAGAGCCUCUCUCCUCUCUGCGGCUCUCCCCUGCGUCGGCUUACUCGCCUUUUGUGCAGCACCUGACUGUGCCUGGAGCAGCUCCCCUUUCUUUUCUUGUUCCCUCUCUUAUGUGCCCCCCAAUACUCUGUUACCCUCGAUAAUGAGGAUCCCGUUGGAGCACUGAAGAGGAGUAAGAAGAGCUUGCUUGGCGUGCCCGUGUGGGGCUGCUACCUUCUUUCCCGCUCCCCUCCUUUGAGGGGGGCCUAGCCCCCGACCAGCCUCCUGCUCCUCCAGCAUUUGCGAGCCAGAGUGGUGGCUGUGGUGUGGCAGGCGGCAGGAUGACUGACACCCGGCGGAGGGUGAAGGUUUACACGCUAAAUGAGGACCGCCAGUGGGAUGAUCGAGGCACAGGGCAUGUGUCCUCUUGCUACGUGGAGAGGCUGAAGGGCAUGUCCCUGCUAGUCAGGGCAGAGAGCGAUGGCUCUCUUCUUUUGGAGUCCAAAAUUAACCCGAACACUGCGUACCAGAAGCAACAGGAUACCUUGAUUGUCUGGUCUGAAGCUGAAAAUUAUGAUUUGGCACUUAGCUUUCAAGAAAAAGCAGGGUGUGAUGAAAUAUGGGAAAAAAUAUGUCAGGUUCAAGGCAAAGACCCUUCUGUCGAUAUUACUCAGGACCUUGUCGAUGAAUCUGAGGAAGAACGUUUUGAUGAUAUGUCAUCACCAGGUCUGGAAUUGCCAUCUUGUGAAUUAAGUCGACUAGAAGAAAUUGCAGAACUUGUGGCAUCUUCACUGCCUUCACCGUUACGUCGUGAAAAACUCGCGCUAGCACUGGAAAAUGAGGGCUAUAUUAAGAAGCUCUUAGAAAUUUUUCAUGUGUGCGAAGACUUGGAGAACGUUGAAGGACUACACCACUUAUAUGAAAUUAUCAAGGGAAUUUUCCUUUUGAACAGAACUGCACUUUUUGAAGUCAUGUUUUCUGAGGAAUGUAUAAUGGACGUAAUUGGAUGCCUAGAAUAUGAUCCAUCUUUAUCACAGUCACGGAAACACAGGGAAUUUCUGACUAAAACAGCAAAAUUUAAAGAGGUGAUUCCUAUAUCUGAUCCAGAGCUGAAGCAAAAAAUACAUCAGACAUACAGAGUACAGUAUAUUCAAGAUAUGGUCCUACCCACUCCCUCAGUUUUUGAGGAAAAUAUGCUAUCAACACUUCAUUCUUUCAUCUUUUUUAAUAAAGUGGAAAUAGUUGGUAUGUUACAGGUUUCUGAACCUUAUCUUCACUUCUGUUACUGUUGUCUAUGGCUGAGAAUAAAGCAUACUCCCUGUGAGGUGGAGCCAGAAGAAUUAGCAUUGCGUAACUUUCAAGAUCUUAAAGAGAUCCUGGUGCUCACUAACCUUAUGUGUGCAGUUAAGAAGCUGUUUCUUUCCCCUCCUAAUAUGCUCUUACUGCUUGGGCUCCAGCCUGUUCUAGUCUUGAGAUGUCAUAGCUACCAAGAAACCUUGCUGAAACAUGGAGUUCGCCAAGUUUUGAGAGUGGGGGUGGGACAGGAAGAUGAAAAAUUUCUGACAGACUUGUUUGCACAACUAACAGAUGAAGCCACAGAUGAGGAGAAAAGACAGGAAUUGGUGAAUUUUCUGAAAGAGUUUUGUGCAUUCUCUCAAACACUGCAACCUCAAAACAGAGACGCAUUUUUCAAAACCCUGUCAAAUAUGGGCAUACUGCCAGCACUAGAAGUCAUAUUAGGUAUGGAUGAUGCACAAGUACGAAGUGCAGCCACUGAUAUAUUCUCAUAUUUGGUUGAAUACAACCCGUCCAUGGUACGAGAGUUUGUCAUGCAGGAAGCACAGCAGAAUGAUGAUGAUAUAUUACUCAUUAACCUCAUUAUAGAACACAUGAUUUGUGACACAGAUCCAGAACUUGGAGGGGCAGUGCUACUCAUGGGUUUGCUUCGUACUUUAGUUGAUCCAGAAAAUAUGCUUGCCACUGCCAAUAAAACGGAAAAGACAGAGUUCUUGGGUUUCUUCUACAAACAUUGUAUGCAUGUUCUGACAGCCCCUUUAUUGGCCAAUACUACAGAGGACAAGCCUAGCAAAGAUGAUUUUCAGACAGCCCAACUCUUGGCAUUAAUACUGGAAUUGCUAACUUUCUGCGUAGAACAUCAUACUUACCACAUAAAGAACUACAUCAUUAACAAAGAUAUCCUGCGAAGGGUACUCGUUCUCAUGGCCUCAAAGCACGCUUUCUUGGCAUUGUGUGCCCUUCGUUUCAAAAGAAAGAUAAUUGGACUAAAGGAUGAAUUCUAUAACCGUUACAUAAUGAAAAGCUUUUUGUUUGAACCUGUGGUCAAAGCAUUUCUGAAUAAUGGUUCCCGUUAUAAUCUGAUGAACUCUGCCAUAAUAGAGAUGUUUGAAUUUAUCAGAGUGGAAGAUAUAAAAUCGUUAACGGCUCAUGUAAUUGAAAAUUACUGGAAGGCACUGGAAGAUGUAGAUUAUGUGCAGACAUUCAAAGGUCUGAAACUACGAUUUGAGCAACAAAGGGAAAGACAAGAUAAUCCAAAACUUGACAGCAUGCGUUCCAUUUUGAGAAACCAUAGAUACAGAAGGGAUGCAAGAACCCUGGAGGAUGAGGAGGAAAUGUGGUUUAAUACUGAUGAAGACGAUAUGGAAGAUGGAGAGGCAGUGGUGCCCCCUUCUGACAAAACUAAAAAUGAUGAAGAUAUCAUGGACCCUAUCAGUAAAUUCAUGGAAAGGAAAAAAUUAAAAGAGAGUGAAGAGAAGGAAGUUCUUCUGAAAACUAACCUUUCAGGUCGUCAGAGCCCAAGUUUCAAGCUUUCCUUUUCCAGUGGUACAAAAUCUAACCUUACCAGCCAGUCUUCUGCAAGUAAUCUGCCUGGAUCCCCAGGGUCUCCCGGAUCCCCAGGGUCCCCUGGGUCUCCAGGAUCAGUUUCUAAAAGCACAUCUCAGAUGGCAGCUAUUACAACUAAGGGAGGCCUCGUUGGGCUUGUAGAUUAUCCUGAUGAUGAUGAAGAGGAUGAUGAAGAUGAAGAUAAAGAGGAAACUUUACCUUUAUCAAAGAAAGCAAAGCUUGAGUCAUCAUAAUGGCAACUGCUGAAGAACAUUACCAGUUGGGGAAAGGAUAUUUUUUCCAGAAAUAAAACAAACCCACAGCAAAGCAGCAAUCUUUUGUGAAUUCCUGUGUGUGACACAGAUCAACUUAUACAAACGGAUUUCUGCCAAUCAAGUGCCAAUUCAAAGGAGCAGAAGAAGGAGAAAUAUUUCGUUUAGCGGAAAGACUUAAUGCCUUUGAGCUCUCCAGCUUGGACCACACAUUGCCCUUUUCUCAGGGAAGGAAAUGGAAAACAAAACAAAACAAAAAAAAAAACUACAAAAAAAAAAA